AUGCAGAAGGUGGUCCAGCGAAGGAUAGCCGCCGAGCACCAGGCUCUGCGCCGUGCCGCAAAGCAAAAGAGCAAGGUCGACAACGCAAAGGAAUGGGCUGCGCGCUGGCAGGCAAUGUCUCGCGGCAAGCAAGAGUCCAUCUACUUCAAGGACGAGAAGCACCGCAGACGCGAGGAAUAUGAAGUCGGUCCUCUGCUCGCCCCCAGACGCGAUACUGGCCAUCUCAAGGACCUGUACGGCACUGUCGACCCCAGCGUCAUCCAGACACCAAAGCUCCACUGGACCAUGUACAAGCACCUCAAGAGUCCCUAUGCUGUCGGCGACAGAGUCCUGAUCACCAAGGGCAAAGACGCUGGCAAGAUCGGUACUGUCUCAGAAGUCCAGACCGACUCUGGCUUUGUACGCACAACCGAGUUGCGAAAGGUAUCAUGUCCCGGAACACCCGCCACGCCUCCCACCAAUGCUGACACCACCUUNAAGGCCGACUACUUUGUCCCCGAGUAUGUGCGUAGAGAGAACAAAGACAACCGCGCAGUUGUACAACAAUCGAUGCCAAUUCGCUGGGAAGACGUCAAACUCGUCUUUCCUCUUCGCGACCAGACCACCGGCCACUUCGAAGACGUCGUCCUGGACAAGGUCGAUCUGCGCAAUGCUGGUUGGGUCGAGCGUAAAAGCGGCCGUCGUGAAUACCUCCAAGGCCAACGCUUCCUUCCCGGUGUCAAGACNCCUCUCCCAUGGCCCAAGACUGAAAAGGAAGAAAAAUCAGAGGGUCACGACGACGACACCCUCCGUAUCACAGUCGACGAAGCCACCCAUCGCCCUUACUUGCUUCAACCACCUAUGCCUCCGUCCGUCAUUGACGAGCUGAGAAACAAGUACUCUAUCUUCCGCUCCCGCCACGAGCCAGAAUACAUUGCCGCAAAGGAAGCCCAAGACCGCGCCGCAAAGCACAAGGAGAACCUCGCCCGUCUGGUUUCUACUCCUCUUGCCGAAUUGAAGGAGCAAAGGCGACAGGAGAGACUCGCCAACCCUCUCGAAUUGUCCGAGGAACAGCUCGCCAGAAUCGGAGAGGUCAUGGCCCAGGAGAAGCAGAACGCCAUCAACAAGCUCUCCCAGCAAUAA
Molecule: messenger RNA, 1122 nt
Organism: Aureobasidium vineae
Lineage: Eukaryota; Fungi; Ascomycota; Dothideomycetes; Dothideales; Saccotheciaceae
Source: the annotation of a GenBank genome assembly